AUGUCUCCCAAGGACUCCGUCCCCGUCGGCAACCCCGUCGACGACGGCGGUGAGAAGGGUGUGCCUGUCCCGAUUUCCGAUACCUCCACCGGCACCCUCGGCGGCGGCGGCCUCGGCGUCGACGGUGAAAUCCACAACACGUAUGCCGACGAGAAAUUCCUGACCCGCAACGGCCUCAACUUCGAGUCCUUCCAGUGCAAGCACUAUGGCCUCGGCCUUGUUGAGCUCGACCGUGCCAUGAAGGGUCGCCAUCUGCACAUGAUUGCCAUCGGUGGUUCAAUCGGUGCCGGUUUCUUCGUCGGUUCCGGUGGCGCCCUGUACGAUGGUGGCCCCGGUUCUCUCUUCGUCGACUUCCUCAUCAUUGGUGUCAUGAUUUUCAACACUGUCUUCGCUCUUGGUGAGAUGGCGACCAUGUUCCCCGUAUCUGGUGGCUUCUACACGUACUCGGCUCGCUUCAUCGACCCCUCGUGGGGUUUCGCCAUGGGUUGGAACUACGUCUUCCAGUGGGCAAUCACUCUUCCUCUCGAGCUGACCGUGUGUGCCAUCACCAUCGACUACUGGCCCAACGAUGUCCCCAUUGCCGUCUGGAUCACCAUCUUCCUCAUCUUCAUCGUCAUCAUUAGCAUGUUCGGUGCGCUGGGCUACGCCGAGGAGGAGUUCGUCUCGUCCAUCUUCAAGCUCUCGGCCACCGUCAUCUUCAUGAUUAUCGCCCUCGUCCUCGUCUGUGGUGGCGGCCCUUCGGACGGCCGGUACAACGAAUACUGGGGCGCCCGUUACUGGUACGAACCCGGUGCGUUCAAGAAUGGCUUCAAGGGCUUCUGCUCUGUCUUCGUCACCGCCGCCUUCUCCUUUGCCGGUACCGAGCUUGUCGGUCUUGCUGCCGCCGAGAGCAGGAACCCCGUCAAGUCACUUCCCGGUGCCAUCAAGCAGGUCUUCUGGCGUGUCACCCUCUUCUACAUCCUCGGUCUCUUCUUUGUUGGCCUGCUCGUCUCCUCCGAGGAUGAGUCCCUCCUGUCGGAGUCGUCCUUCGCUGAUGCCAAGGCCUCUCCCUUCGUCCUCGUCGGCAAGUAUGCCGGUCUCCAAGGCUUCGACCAUUUCAUGAACGUUGUCAUCCUCGUCUCGGUCGUCUCCAUCGGCGUGUCGGGUGUCUAUGGCGGUUCGCGUACCCUGACGGCCAUGGCCCAGAACGGCUAUGCCCCCAAGAUCUUCACCUACAUUGACCGCUCUGGCCGUCCUCUCACCUCGACCAUCCUCAUCUGCCUCUGCGGUUGCCUUGCCUACGUCAACACCACCGGCGACGGUGUCACCGUCUUCGAGUGGCUCCUUGCCCUCUCGGGUCUGUCCAGUCUCUUCACCUGGGGCUCCAUCUGCCUGGCCCACAUCCGCUUCCGUAAGGCCUGGGCUUACCACGGCCACAGUGUCGACGAGAUCCCCUUCCAGGCCAUCGGUGGUGUCUAUGGCUCGUGGCUCGGUCUCAUCCUCAACAUUCUCGUCCUCGCGGCCACUUUCUACACUGCUGUUGCUGCUCCCAUCGGCGAGUCGGGCCUGAACACGGCCGAGGGUUUCUUCCAGACCUACCUUGCCGCCUUUGUUGUCAUGUUCUUCUGGGCUAUAGGCUUCGCCUGGAAGCGUACCGGCUGGCUCCGUACCGCCCAGAUCGACGUCGAGUCGGACCGCCGCGAGCUUGACUGGGACUCGAUCAAUGCUUACCGCGCCGAGGUUGCCUCGUGGCCCAAGUGGAAGCGGAUUCUCAACAAGGUUUGGUAA
Messenger RNA from Geosmithia morbida, 1767 nucleotides. RefSeq lists its product as uncharacterized. Gene Ontology annotation, molecular function: amino acid transmembrane transporter activity. Gene Ontology annotation, biological process: amino acid transmembrane transport. The record is from RefSeq and is a predicted model, not a curated record. Lineage: Eukaryota; Fungi; Ascomycota; Sordariomycetes; Hypocreales; Bionectriaceae. Bases 1 to 1767 code for a protein of 588 amino acids. Gene Ontology annotation, cellular component: membrane. The transcript has 4 exons.